AUGCCGCGCCUUGCACAGUAUGACUACCUAUUCGCCUUUGGUGUUAUAUUCGCCUUCCUCGAUGCCUUCAACAUUGGCGCAAAUGAUGUUGCCAACUCAUUCGCGACAUCCGUGUCUUCUAGGUCACUGACAAUGCGACAGGCCGUCGCUAUUGCAAGUGUAAUGGAGUUCUUAGGUGCAGUUCUUGUUGGUGCGCGUGUAGCAUCAACCAUCCGUAACGGCAUUAUCGAUAUCAGCAUAUUUAACCAGGAUCCUGCCAUGCUUCUACUUGCUAUGGUUUGCGCUAUCUGUGCCUCGUCCCUAUGGCUCACGAUGGCUACUCGAUUGAGUAUGCCUGUCAGCACCACCCACAGUAUUAUUGGUUCGUUGAUCGGUGUUGGCAUCGCCGCAGGUGGGGCCAAGAGCAUUAAGUGGGGAUGGAAUGGUAACGGUGUUGCUUUUGUAUUCGCUUCGUGGGUCAUCGCCCCUGCCGUGGCCGGAGGCUUCGCAGCCAUUGUUUUCUUGCUCACCAAGUUUGUGGUUUUGAACCGUGACGGUGAUGCCUCGGUCAAAUAUGGUCUUAUGUUCGCUCCGAUAUACUUUUUCGUUGUCUCUGGUGUCCUCACUAUGGCCAUCCUCUGGAAGGGCUCCCCUUCACUUGGGCUGAGUGAAAUGCCUCCUGGCGAGAUGUCUGCUGCAAUCAUCGGAACUGCUGCUGUUGUGAUGUUAUUGUCCAUAAUCUUCUGGCUCCCGUACGUCCAUGCGCGUGUUGUUAAGGGUGAUUAUACCGUCCGUUGGUAUCACUUCUUCAUGGGUCCUCUCUUGUGGAGGCGCCAACCUCCGGCAGACGCUGCCGAAUUUAUUGCUGGUGCUGUCCCCGAUUACUACAAGGGUCACCAUGCCGAGGACGCUGUCGCUCCUGCCGACGAUGAAGAGCAUGGUGCUGCUCGUCACCUCCGCAAGGAUGAGACCCAGCAAGUGCAGAGCGGCAAGAGCGAUUCGAUUACUGAGGAAAAGCCUACGGGAAGUGAUCGUGAUGCAUCCGAGCCUGCUCCCACCGCUCCUGUUCAAGAAAAGUCAAGAAUUGCCCGGUUGACUGCAGUUGAGGGACCUCCGAUCGAGGGAGCGUGGAUCGAGCCCAAGAACUUAUACAUUAUUGCCCGUUACCGCACUAUCCCAUUCAUCGUCAAGGUUUUCACUCAUGGCACCACGGUCGAUGUGCUUGACAUGCAAGCUCAAGGCCAGUCCAAGGAGGGGCGCAGACUUCAAGACAUGCAUAACCGGGCUGCCCAAUACGACAAUCGCACAGAACAUUUGUACUCUUUCCUUCAGGUCAUGACCGCCGCUACUGCAUCCUUUGCGCAUGGAAGUAACGACGUCUCGAACGCCAUCGGCCCCUUUGCUACGAUUUACUUCACCUGGCAUACUGGUACCUUCGCAGGAAGCAAGAGCCCUGUCGCAGUCUGGAUGUUAGUCUUCGGUGGCGCGGCAAUCGUCAUCGGUCUCGCUACCUAUGGCUACAAUAUCAUGCGUGUCCUCGGCAACCGUCUGACUCUGCACUCUCCUUCGCGCGGAUUCUCUAUGGAGCUUGGUGCCUCUCUCGCUGUCGUUCUGGCGAGCCAGGUCGCAGUACCCGUUUCGACAACACAAUGCAUUACUGGUGCCACCCUUGCCGUCGGUUUGUGUAACGGUGACCUGCAUGCUCUGAACUGGCGUAUGUUCGGAUGGAUUUUCUUCUCUUGGGUUCUCACCAUUCCUUGUGCGGGUCUUCUCGCAGGGUGCUUGUUCGGGAUCAUUGCCAAUGCUCCUCGAUUCAGCAGCUAG
Rhizoctonia solani is the source of this 1803-nucleotide messenger RNA. Its product is annotated as sodium/inorganic phosphate symporter. Bases 1 to 1803 code for a protein of 600 amino acids. The record is from RefSeq and is a predicted model, not a curated record. Gene Ontology annotation, biological process: phosphate ion transmembrane transport. NCBI's taxonomy places the organism in Eukaryota, Fungi, Basidiomycota, Agaricomycetes, Cantharellales, Ceratobasidiaceae. Gene Ontology annotation, cellular component: membrane. The transcript has 15 exons.